ACUUCUGUCACUUCAAGCCUCUAUUGGAAUGAAUGAGACCCUUCACAGUAUAAACCGAAAUCAUAUUCAUUUCAUAAAUACCCGUGACGACGCGUUAUCCAAAUUAACGAGGUUUUCGUCGAGCCGGCGAUUAGGGUAGUGGGAUAGCGGAGAGAAGCGGACCGGGUGGUUGGGCUGUGGGCAACAGCGGCACGGGGUACGGUGGACAACUUGAGAAUUGAGAUCCUGUCCUGCUGCCUCAGUCUCAGUCUCAGUGGUCACCUAACUCGAAUCGCAGACGUCUACAUGCGGUUUCCCUGUGCCUCAGUGGUUUGGUUUUCUGUGAUUUGACCGGGAAUUACAGUGUAAAAGGGAUUUAGAAUAUUGAGCAAUACCUUCAGCGUCAGGAUAAACGAUAUGAGCGCCUUGCUCGUGAUUGGCUCAGGGGGGCGGGAACACGCCCUUUGUGAUGCCCUGGCAAAAUCUCCCUCGGUGUCAUCAAUCCUGGCGGCUCCUGGCAACCCCGGCACUGCUGCCCUCAGCAAAGUCUCGAACAUCACAUUGAAUGUCAAGGACCAUCAGGCUGUGAUAGAUGCCUGCAAGAACAAUGAAAUUGAAGUUGUCGUCGUUGGACCAGAGGACCCACUGGCUGAUGGACUAGCUGAUUCUCUGAAUGCGGCUGGUAUUAAGGUGUUUGGCCCAAGUAAAGCAGCAGCUCAGAUUGAGUCUAGCAAAGCUUGGGCAAAAGAUUUUAUGCAGAGACAUGGCAUCCCUACUGCUAGAUAUCGCACCUUCAAUGAUCCUCAAGAAGCCAAGAAAUUCAUACAGAGUGAAUCUUGGCAUGGAUACGUGGUGAAGGCCUCAGGUUUAGCUGCUGGCAAAGGGGUCAUUGUAGCACCUUCGAAAGACUUGGCUCUAACAGCUGUGGAAACAGUUAGUCAUAGCUUUGGUAAUGCAGGAAGCACACUAGUUAUUGAGGAAAUGCUUGAAGGCAAUGAAGUUUCUUCACUUGGCUUCACGGAUGGCACCACAAUAGUAAUGAUGCCACCAGCUCAGGAUCACAAGCGUUUGGAGGAUGGGGACCUUGGUCCUAACACUGGUGGGAUGGGUGCCUAUUGCCCUUGUCCUCUUGUUUCCUCAUCACAGGUUAAAGCUAUUGAAGAUAUACUUAGAAAAACUGUCAAUGGUUUGAAAGCUGAUGGCAUUCCUUUUGUAGGGGUCUUAUAUGCAGGGUUAAUGCUAACAUCGUCUGGCCCUCAAGUAUUGGAAUUUAACUGUCGCUUUGGGGAUCCUGAAACUCAAGUUCUGCUUCCUCUUUUGCGUACCGAUCUUUUUGAAGUGGUUAAGAGUUGUGUUGAUGGCAGGUUAUCAAACUUGAAUGUGGAAUUUGACGAAAAAAGUAGCUGCGUGACGAUCUGUGUUGUCAGUGGGGGAUAUCCAGGAUCAUACCCUAAAGGAAAGAGAAUAACAGGCGUUGAGGAGGUGAGCAAAGAAGAGGGGGUGAGAGUGUACCAGGCAGGAACAAAAAUGGAACAUGGAAAUCUUGUCACCUCAGGAGGGAGGGUACUUGCUGUGACUGUUACCGAGUCAUCUUUAGCCUCUGCUGCUUCGAAAGCAACAGAAGCUGCCUCUAGAAUUGCCUUUGAGGGAGCCUUCUUCCGGAAGGACAUUGCUGCCAAGGCUGUCACUAGGUCCACUAUUGGUCAGGGAGUCACUUACAAGAACAGCGGUGUCGACAUCGCUGCUGGGGAUGCAUUGGUUGCUGCCAUUAAAGACGUAGCAAAGUCCACCUCUCGUGCUGGUGUGAUAGGUGGCUUGGGGUCUUUUGGCGGGAUAUUUGAUAUGCACGCCUCCGGUUAUAAAGACCCCCUGCUGAUUUCUGGGACAGAUGGCGUUGGUACAAAACUUAAGGUGGCACAGGCGGCCGGUAUACACAGUACAGUAGGACAAGAUCUUGUAGCCAUGUGUGUCAAUGAUGUCUUAGCCCACGGAGCAGAACCUUUAUUUUUCCUAGAUUACUUUGCUACUGGACGUUUGGAUGUGGGAGUUGCUGCUUCUGUUGUGAGAGGUGUAGCUGAAGGAUGCCUUUUGGCUGGAUGUGCACUAAUAGGUGGUGAGACAGCAGAGAUGCCAGGAAUGUAUGCUCCUGGCGAGUAUGACUUAGCUGGAUUCACUGUUGGUGCUGUAGAGAGGCAGAAACUACUCCCUAGGAGGGAUUCCAUUGUCGCUGGAGAUGUUCUCCUAGGUCUAGAGUCAUCAGGAUUACACAGUAAUGGUUUUAGCCUUGUGAGACGUAUUGUCGAUUCUGAUGGGUUGCAAUAUGAUGAUCCUGCUCCUUUCUGCUCCAACUCCUCUCUAGGAUCUGAAUUGCUGAAGCCUACAAAAAUCUAUGUCAAAGCUGUUCUUUCUGCCAUGCAGAGUGGCCUUGUAAAGGCUGCAGCUCAUAUAACAGGUGGUGGUUUGACAGAAAACUUACCCAGGGUCAUGCCUGACCAUUUGGCUGCAAAUUUACAAGCACAGUCAUGGAACAUGCCAAAAGUUUUUCAUUGGCUUGCAGCACACGGUAUAACCAGUUCUGAAAUGGCAAAGACUUUCAACUGUGGCAUUGGCAUGGUGCUGAUAGUGGCUGCUAACGAUGUUGCCAAAGUUCAGAAGUUAACCACUGAUGAAGCCAAGGUCAUUGGAGAACUGCAACCUCUUCAACCAGGUUCUCCCAGAGUUUGCAUUAAUGGUCUGGAGGAGAUCUUCACCAAGGGAACAGCAUCAAUUAAGGCAUGUAGUCCUACACUUAGGACGCAGCGCAAGAGAGUUGCUGUGCUGAUUUCAGGGUCGGGGACUAACCUACAGGCACUUUUAGAUCAUACCAGCUCAGGUCUUAGUGCAGCAGAGAUUGUUCUAGUUAUUAGUAAUGUACCUGGUGUACGAGGGCUGCAAAGGGCCCAAGAGGCAGGUGUGCCAACCAAGGUCAUACCUCACAAAAAUUACAAGAGCAGAGAAGAGUUUGAUAGCGCCCUAACAGAGGCAUUAAAGACUGCAAAAAUAGAAUUAAUUUGCCUGGCAGGAUUCAUGAGGAUUCUAACCGCUGGGUUUGUCAGUACUUGGAAUGGUCGUCUCCUCAAUAUCCAUCCGUCCCUUCUGCCUUCCUUCAAAGGGAUGCAUGCCCAGAAGCAGGCACUGGAAGCUGGUGUCACAAUAACAGGCUGUACUGUUCACUUUGUAGCUGAAGAGGUUGAUGGAGGAGCAAUAGUGACACAAGAAUCUGUUCCUGUUUUGCCAGGAGACACAGUGGAUAUUCUUUCUGACAGAAUUAAAACAGCUGAGCAUAGAGCAUUCCCAAGGGCAAUGGAACUUGUAGCAAGAGGACGAGUUAAACUUGACAAAAAUGGCCACUGUGUCAAAUCUUAAGUCUUGUUACACUAUUCAAUUGACUUUAAUAGUCAUAGGAUAUAUUAUUGUGAGUUUCUCAUAAUUUUUGUGAUGUUGCUGCUCAAAUUUAUUUUUUGGGGUUCCCCUCCUAUAAUGCAGUAAUAUCAUAAAAAGUGGACAAAGUUUGAUAUAUUGUUACCCCCAGCUAACUUGCAACUUUAAUUAUUCAACAGCUUUGUUAAAAAUACAAUGAUUAACUACUGUGCUUGGUCAUUCUCAAGGUACUUUGUGCUGAUAUAUGAGACUGAAUCUUUCUUGAUAGUUUUUUAAAGAGUUUAUAAAAGUACUGUCAAUGGCUAAAUACUCUUGAUGAAUUUGGUUAUAAAAAAGAUAAAAGUUUUUUUGUCAAGAUGGACAUAAUAAAAUCCAAAAAUCUGAAACUUAUAAAACAACACAGUAGAAUCUACACUCUUUCACACACGAAGACUUGAAAUUGAAAAAUCUGUAUACUUGGGAAAAUGUUUAUUUUCAGCUGUUAAAAGUUUUCAUUAUAUCCAAGAGAUUUGGGAUUAUUUUUGGAUAUAUCAAUUUUGUGUGAUUUCUAUUGCUCAAAUGAUUUUUUUGUUGAAAAAUGUAUCACUGACGUUACAUGCUUCAA
Macrobrachium nipponense is the source of this 4003-nucleotide messenger RNA. It is a transcript of the gene Gart, whose product is annotated as trifunctional purine biosynthetic protein adenosine-3-like. Gene Ontology annotation, molecular function: phosphoribosylamine-glycine ligase activity; metal ion binding; ATP binding. The coding region runs from base 397 to 3384 and encodes 995 amino acids. Gene Ontology annotation, biological process: adenine biosynthetic process; 'de novo' IMP biosynthetic process. Gene Ontology annotation, cellular component: cytosol. The transcript has 19 exons. NCBI's taxonomy places the organism in Eukaryota, Metazoa, Arthropoda, Malacostraca, Decapoda, Palaemonidae. The record is from RefSeq and is a predicted model, not a curated record.